CCGCCGGACCGGAUGAGCUUCUUGUAUACAGUACUGCUCCACUGCUGGAGUGGAUGACACGCACGCACGCGCCUCAACGUCUUCACGCGCCACGUGGAAAGCUCCCCGAUUCCUCCGCGCAGCAGCUUAUCGAUCCCGUUCCCAGAUCGUCUCCGCUCACCGGAGGAGUCAAGCAAAGCGCCGCCGGCCAUGCAUCGCCCCCGCCGUCUUCCGCUGCUCCUCCUCGUCCUCAUCGGCCUCCUCCCGGCCGUCGCGCGGGCCCAGCUCCCGCCGCCCCGCUUCCCGUCCCCCCACGCCCGGCCGCGGGCGGGGGUGGGAGGCGGGGUCGGCGGGGGCUACGAGUUCGAGACCCGCUACUUCCGGCAGCGGCUGGACCACUUCAGCUUCUCGGGCGAGGAGGAGUUCUUCCAGCAGCGCUACCUCGUGGGCCGCGCCGGCGGCUGGGCGGGCCCCGGCGGGCCCAUCUUCUUCUACUGCGGCAACGAGGGCGACAUCGCCUGGUUCGCCGCCAACUCCGGCCUCGUCUGGGAGGCCGCCCCGCGCUUCGCCGCCCUCGUCGUCUUCGCCGAGCAUCGCUACUACGGCGAGUCCAUGCCGUUCGGCAGCAAGGAGAAGGCUUACAACAGUUCCAGGUCCAUGGCGUAUCUCACGGCCGAGCAAGCGCUCGCUGACUACACCGUGCUGCUCACUGACCUCAAGAGGAACCUGUCAUCGGAAAGCAGCCCGGUGGUGCUCUUCGGAGGCUCAUACGGUGGAAUGCUUGCUGCUUGGAUGAGACUCAAGUACCCGCAUAUUGCAGUCGGGGCUCUCGCGUCGUCGGCUCCGAUCCUACAGUUCGAGGACAUUGUGCCUGACACCAUAUUCUACGACCUUGUUUCAAAUGAUUUUAAGAGGGAGAGUUUGAGCUGCUUCCAAACAAUAAAGGACUCAUGGAAAGAACUAGAUGAGCAGGGGAACGGGCAAGAUGGUCUUCUGAAACUAAGCAAAACGUUCCACCUUUGCCAGACCCUGAAUACCACGGGGGCCCUUUCGGAUUGGUUGAGCUCAGCGUACAGUUAUCUGGCCAUGGUGGAUUACCCAAUGCCGUCUGAGUUUCUCAUGCCUUUGCCUGCCAACCCAAUUAAGGAAGUAUGUAGAAAUAUUGACAAGCAACCAGAGAGGAGCAGUAUACUGGAACGAAUUUAUGCAGGAGUAAAUAUAUACUACAAUUAUACUGGUACAGUUGACUGCUUUGAUCUAGAUGAUGAUCCUCAUGGAAUGGGUGGUUGGGAUUGGCAGGCUUGUACUGAGAUGGUAAUGCCAAUGUCUUCUAGUGAAGGUCUUAGCAUGUUUCCACCAGAUGAAUUCGACUAUGCAUUGUAUGCUGAUGACUGUGUCAAAAACUUUGGUGUUAGGCCAAGGCCUCGAUGGAUCUCCACAGAGUUUGGUGGCCAUAAUAUUAGUUCUGUUCUGGAGAAAUUUGGUAGUAACAUCAUAUUCUUCAACGGACUUCUCGAUCCAUGGAGUGGUGGAGGCGUCCUGAAGAACAUAUCUGACAGUGUUGUUGCCAUUGUGGCUCCACUAGGAGCGCAUCACAUAGACCUGCGCCCGGCGACCAAGCAGGACCCGGAUUGGCUCGUAAGCCUGAGAGAAUCGGAACUCGAGAUCAUAUCCGGCUGGCUAUCAGAUCACUACCGGGCACGAGGGGGCGCGCUCUUUCAGCGUGCAACCAACGAUGACUCGGCUGCCUCGUGAGGAAACCACACUGCUCCUUUCUUACCAUGGGUCCCAAAGUUGCAAAUGUGGUUUACUCGUUCCCUUGCUAAGGAUUCGGUUCCAACUGACAAGAGAUGGUCAUCUCAGCAGCUCAACUCCCAGCUAUCGUCGCCGGCUGCUGCGCCGCGGAGAUGAGGACCAUAACGCCGUACGCUGAUCUCGCUUUGACUGUGCGGUGUUAAUAAUUAUGCUUGUAAAUUGUAAUGGGCUGGUGCGUCGUUCCUGGUUUCACAUAGAGCAGACAAUGAUGUGAAGCUACCAGAAAAGAGAUCUUUGUCGGACA
This is a messenger RNA of Hordeum vulgare subsp. vulgare (domesticated barley), 2038 nucleotides long. RefSeq names its product lysosomal Pro-X carboxypeptidase. The record is from RefSeq and is a predicted model, not a curated record. Gene Ontology annotation, biological process: proteolysis. Lineage: Eukaryota; Viridiplantae; Streptophyta; Magnoliopsida; Poales; Poaceae. The coding region runs from base 190 to 1734 and encodes 514 amino acids. The transcript has 10 exons. Gene Ontology annotation, molecular function: dipeptidyl-peptidase activity; serine-type exopeptidase activity.